Molecule: messenger RNA, 396 nt
Organism: Wasmannia auropunctata (little fire ant)
Lineage: Eukaryota; Metazoa; Arthropoda; Insecta; Hymenoptera; Formicidae
Exons: 1
Biological process (GO): proteolysis
Molecular function (GO): aspartic-type endopeptidase activity
Source: RefSeq, a predicted model, not a curated record
AUGCAAGAAGCAAAGAAAGGAAAAGUAAGCCUACUCUUUGAUACAGGAGCCACCCUCACACUCAUGAAAUUAAAAUAUGUGAAGGACGAUACCCCGUUACGAGAGGAUCGCAUGACUCUAACGGGAGUAACCGGUCACAAAAUUCAGACGAUUGGUAAGAUCCGAGCGACAAUACCAAUUGGAGACCGAAAAGUUCGCCAUACCGUCUUCAUAGUACGAGACGAUUUUCCUAUCGAAUAUGAAGGAAUCUUGGGUAUUGACUUUCUGCAGAAACAAAACGCGAAAUGCGAUCUCGGGAAGAAACAACUCGACAUAGGCGACACAACAUUGCAGAUGCGUCCAUUCAUUAAAAAAUUAAAGCCACGUAGCGAAACGAUAGCGCAGGCAUACACAGAG